Messenger RNA from Didymodactylos carnosus, 1219 nucleotides. The record is from the annotation of a GenBank genome assembly. NCBI's taxonomy places the organism in Eukaryota, Metazoa, Rotifera, Eurotatoria, Philodinida, Philodinidae.
CGUUUUCACUGUAGGAGAGCUACACCUGAACGGCGUCCCAAGAUUUUUAAUAGGGGUUUGUCGUAGAGAGUUCAUUCUUUUUUUGUUUAAAAGAGGAAAAGAAACUACAUCGACUGACCGGCGUCGAGUUUUGAAUUAGGUCUUAGUUUUUUGUCGAACGGAGGAUUUUUAGAAAAUCCGGAAGGCUUUUUCGGAUUUUGGAGGUUGUUGGUUGCCUGGAAAAUCAAUAAAGGCUUAAUUAAAAAAUCGGCGCCGGUCAGUCGAUGUAGUUAGGUGUCUAGUUUAAAAUAAAACAAACCCGAACUCUCCAGCUUGAAGUAUAUUAAAAAAUCUUGGGACGCCGUUCACGGUGCUUUUUGGACCUUGAUCUCUGGAAAACUCCUAAACCGUAAGACUUGGAGACAAAAAGAAUUUUUCAUUCCCGUAACUCAUUGUGCCAAACAUUUAUGGAAAGUUUCGUCAAGAUCGGAUGUAUGGUGUCGGAGAUAAUUUCUGAGGGGGGGGAGGGGGGCCUUAACAAAUUAUAAGGAUUUUGCCGAGUGGCCUUCUUUCAAAAUAUUUUAUGAAAAAAAAGUGUUUUACCUCCGAUCUCACUUACUUUGGUCGAACAGUGCUACGUUACUUCUAGAUAUAUCACGCAAAAACCAACAGUGAACAGCAAGAAAAUACAUGAGUAAGUUGUGUCUGAUCAAAAUUAACGUAUACUUUAAAUCAUUUAUUCAUAGGUUGCCGACUACUUCUGUGUUUUUACAUAUUUCUGAUGUGUAAUGUUGUCAAAUCGACAUCGAUUAAAUAUUCACUUUCAACGAAUGUUUUCCUACCAGCUGAUUCAAACAUAAAUCCAUAUUAUGACCCAUUUAUUAAUGAAAUAAUAAAUAGUAAUAACAGUACACGAUUACGUCGAGCAGUUCCUGCAUCUACUACUACAAGUAGGCCUUUUCAACUUCAAUUUGGCACACGCAUAUAUUUAUUUAUGAUAACUGUUGUAGGUUCAGAAGUAACGGAUGAUCAAAUCCUUAGUCAAUCGGAAACAGAUGAAAAGUGGCAUGAGCUACUUGCACCCGGUCCUGUUGCCAUCAAUCUUCUCGGUCAACUUAUGAUUCUUUCGAGUAAACUCGAUUUUUCAUUUCGUGAUUCUGCACCUGAUCACAAAUUCGUAUAUAUCAAAUAUCCACAAUCAUUUCGUGCGACAUUAGUACAAAUUUCGAAUGGUAUAUGA